ACACUUGCAACACUUGUUUGUAAGGGAAAAAAAAGAGACGGAGAAAAAAAUAAAUAACGAUUAUAUUGAUAACAUGGAAAUGGAGUGAAACUAUUCAGUGACAAUGUGUAGGUUUGCUUCAGUCUUAAACUCUAGACUGUCCACUGUCACUGACAGACUAUGUCACAGAGACUCAGAGUGUCUAUUCAGACUCUUGACUCUUGUUUUAUUUGAGUAAGACUUAAUUAAAAAGACUUGUUUACACUGGGGAUUUUAUCCAGGGAGAUAUAUAUUGCAAAUAAGAAACAUUAAUUAAAGAUAUGAAAAUUUUGUUUUUUGGCAUAGAACUGUAUAUGCUUGUCCUUGGGGUUGUUUCUGGCCUGGAAGAUGGUCGGGAGGACUGGAUUGAUCCCAAUGACAUGCUCAACUAUGAUCCAUCUACAAAUACAAUGCUGAAAAAAGAUAAGAUGGUUUUCACCAAACAAGCAGGUGUCAAUGGUGAUGCAGAGACAAAGUCUGUCCAUGUAAAUACUGACACUGCAGCUGAUGCAAGUAAGACCUUACCGGAUUGUGAGAAUUCUCUUCCAUAUCCGGACCCUGGUCCAGAUUGUCCCGCCUGCCCAACUUCUCCCCCCGCAGCAUGCCCCCAGUGUAAAUGUGAUGCCCAGGACGCUGGGGACAAAGUUGCCAUUCCUCUGUUGAGGAAGUAUAUACUCUCAAUUCUGGAUCAUGUGAAACAUGAGUUGCCCAGCGCGGGUACCCAAGACUAUGUCAUGCACAUUUCAUUGUCAGCCAGUCAGGUUACAAUCCUAGAGAAAUUUACCAAGGGAGGUGAUCAAAAACAUGUACAUGAUGUGCAUGAAAUCCUGUCAGGCAUGAUCGGUCUUGUGGCGUCUUCGCAACUAGGUGCCAUAGAAAAAACUGCAUUGUGGACGGAGGAUAAGAUUGGACUCAAGUUGGACAGGCUUGUUCAGUUCGUCAUGUUGUUCACGCUGGCGUCCAUCAUACUGCUGAUAGAGCUGAAGCUGCAGAUACCCUGGCGUCGUCGAGUCAGUCAGCUCAUAGUGCUCAUGUUUGUCAUCAGUAUCCCGUGGACGUGGUUCGAGCUUUACAAGCAAGCAGAGAUCAAGCAGCACACCAUGGCAACAAAGUCCAUCCCAUCUGAGUGUAGCAAUGAAGGACAGGACGUGUGGUCCACUUUGAAGUCCUAUUUCACAUUCCAGGAUGACAAGUGUCAUGAGUACUAUGAACACCUCAUGAUAGACCCUUUAAUAAAGGUUCCACCUACAAAGGCUAUAGGAGUAACGUUUGUUCGUUUCUUCGUUGCUCCACUGAAAGACGUAGGAAGUGCAAUAAGUGAAUUCAUCCGGGCCCUUCUCAUCGACCUUCCCCUGACCUUGUAUCCGGUUGCCAUAGCUCUCGUGUCAGGGUUUUUCUUCAUGUUUCUCUUCAUGUGGUUUGGCUACAGCAUACGUCUGCCGUUUUUCUUGACAAUCGAGCGAAGCCCAGCUCUUGUUACCGGGGGUAACCAACAGUUGCAGCAGGCCAUCGAAGAAAAUAGUAGGCAGACAUUGGCCCAGCUGGAGAAAUUGCAAAGCCAUCUUGAUGCCACUGAGAAGCAGCUGUCAGAAAGGUUGCAGAGUUUGCAGCAGGUUCAGCAGGCGGCCAUUGAGUACAACUGUUCCUCCCAGGGGUCAUAUCCUUCACCCAGUCUCCCAGGGUCAAGGUCAGGUGUUUUGGUGGCCCCAAUUACACCGCCAGCUAGCCCAACAAAACACUCGAAUAUACCAAAGUUGUCAAACAACUUACAUAAAAGGUGUUCUCCUUUCAAAGCCAGUAAAACACAAUUAGGAAUGUCCGAAGAUCAUAUUGAAGGUCAAAGGUCAAUUUUUGCCCCAUCCUCAAGGUCAUCACCGCGGAAACAAGCUAGACUGGUGCAGUCGUGCGAUAAUCUCGGUGCUGAUGGUGAGAAUGUGGAUGGUAGUGAACGUGAUUUGAGUCCAAAUGAGAAAAGAGAGGAUAAAGAGAAUACUAAUGCAGCGUCUGAUUUUGUACAUGUUGAAACGGUGGGUUGUGAGGAUUGUUCUGAUCACGAGUAAGACUUAACUAAUAAAUUAAAUGAUAAUUUGUCCAUUGAAAGCGAAAUGUGCCUUAAAGUUGUCAUUCCUUUACAUACACUCAUUAUGAAACAUUGGGUAUAUAAUCUGAUAACUACUGUUUAUUGUGGUGUAUUUGUUUUCUAUAUUUUUUUCUGCAACUUGUUUAUUAUUUUGCUUCUGUAGAUUGUGGUGUACUUAAUAUGUUAUAUUCCCAUUAUUACUGUACGGGUGCAUAAUUAAUGAAAAAGUAAAACUAUGUUUCUAAUGUCUGAGUCAUUGAGAAAGCAUAAUCAGCUUCAUAAAUUUCUUGCUAUACACGUACCUGUUAAAACAUAACAGAAAACAUAAGAUUAAAGAAGUUACUUUACAUAAGUUAAUCUGCCAAAAUAAAUGGUGGUUUUUAUUAAUAGUUAUAUGAAAUUAACAACAGAUGCUACAGGGCAAAGCUUUGAUAAUUUUUCAUAAAUAAUUUGACAAACUUCGCAUUUGCUUGUGUCUAAUGUAGUGUUGUUCAGUUUAAGGCGGUGUCAGUAUUAAUUUAUAUUUCGGAGAUUCUUUUGAUUAAACUAGGGAACACUGGGAGCACUACCCUUGAAAAUCUCACAAAUAAAAUGUGCCUUGAUCUGGCUAAAAUGGGCUUAAUGCUUGUGUGCGCUCUGUCCUCCUAGAUUGGCCUGUGCAGACUGCACAGGCUAAUUUUUGAUGACACUUUUCAUCAGCAUUUAGUCCAGUUUUGCAAGAACACUGCUCAAAUAGCAGGACUUCAGAAAACCUUACAUGGCUUUCAUUGAUUCUCUUUCUGCAAUCUGCUGCUUUUCACUACAACUAAAACCACGCAAAGUAUAAAUUAUAAUGGUUUGUGCAAUUUAUGUUUUCAUGUUAAAUAAAUUCAGGGAUUUUAUUUUGCUUCAUUUGAAACAUUCAUAUUAUGUUUAAUGCUUGUAAGUCUCAAACACGGUAGACCGCUGGGCUGGUUAUACUUUAAACACUGUUUUCCCAUUUUGCAUGUUUCCCCAAUAUUUAUGUCAUUACCAUUAUCAACAAGUUAAUUUUCAAGUAUUGCUUGUUUUAAUUUUAAUUAUCUUUUUCCAAAUUGUAAAUUCAUUUUCUUUAAAAUGAAUAUCACAAAUAUUCCAAUGCAAUUAAUUAGAUUUUCAAUAUUAAUAUGAACGGUUGUGAAUAAAUUUCAACAUUUCAAAUACUGUUUAUAGUUUUCAAAGGAAUGACACAAGAAUAUUUAUAAGCUGUUGUUCGCUAUUGAUGUCAUUUAAUAUCCAAGGUAGCGUAUCAUCCGUUGUGUGUCAACUUUAGCUUAUAACCAUUAAAGAGGACACAUUGUUUAUACAAUCUUGAUGAAACUUUGUAAGAAUGUUUAUAUGGAAAAUAUAAGGCCAAAUUUGCAAUGCGUCCAAAAACUUCAUCGCCUGGUAAAAUGUAAAAUAAAACCUUUUUUACACUAUAGAGGCAAUAUGUAUACCGCUAUCUUGAGGAAACUUUGCCAAAAUGUUUAUCUUGGAAAAAUCUAGGCCAGGUUCAAAUUUGGAUCAUACGUGUCCUAUUACUAAGUAACUUGGUCAAAACUCACAAAAACUUUGUUACCACUUGAAAGGCAACAUUUAUGACAGAGUCUUAUUGAACUUGGUCAGAAUAUUUAUAUUUACAUCAUUUACUUUGAGGUCAAAAACUAGGCCACCAGGUCAAUUAUUUGGCAAUUGGUACGACUUGAACUCUGGUGAUCGCUUUUGCGCCAUUCGGGCCUUCUUGUUUUCAGCUCACAUGAGCACAACACCUUCAUUGUUAGUGUUUGUGAACACCUUUCGUCUGUUGUGCAUAUUUAAUUGCCAAUGUUUAUUUUUUUAAUACACAAGAGAUUCAUUGCAAAAUAUUAAUGAAAUCUGGUCAGAACCUUUUUCCCAAUCAUAUUCAAUCAAGUUUGAAACUGGGUCGCAUGGGGUUAAAAACUAGGUCACUAGAUCAACUUAAUUAGAAAGCUUGAGAACACUAGAAGUUGUUUAUUUUUCAAACUUACUUGAAACAUCUUUCCUUAUAAUAGUUUUGCCAAGUUUACAACUGGAUCAUGUGUUAUCAAUUAAAAAGGUCACUACGUCAAAUAAAAGUUUGUUAACUCUCUUUCCUUAUGUUUGCUCAAUCUUCAUGAAACUUGGUCAGAACAUGUCUCCCAAUUCUAUCUCAACAUAGUUUUAAACUGGGGUCAACAAGUAAGUAAAUUGAAAGAUUAAGUGGGGCAGAAAUUUGUCCUAAUGAAAUAUUAACCCAGUUUGAGAGUCAUGUUGGAUAAAAAUUCUAGUGAAUUGGUCAAAUUCAAGGAAAACUUUGUAAGCGCACAUUUUUGUGCAUCCUUUGAUGGAAUGUGAGUACAUUUGUCCUGUUUUGGUACAAAAAAAUACUGUAAGUCAUAUUAAAAAAAAAACUGUAAACAUUCUAUUUAUCACAUUAAUGUGUGCUUGUACUCAAAUAAAGAUCUCCAUUUAAACUUUCUUGGCCUAUUAUCAUGAAAGUACUUCUUUCAAAAUGCAGUCCCAAUUUCUCAGAAUUAACAUUUUUCUCAAUAUUUGUUUAGAUGACCUUAAUCAUGCUCAAUUUGGUGUUCACCAUUUUUUUUUUAGUUUGAGUCUGACUUAAACCUGAGAUUGAGGAGGAAAUAUCCUUGUAAAUAUAUAAAUUUGAGAUUGUUUGUGCACUGACCAACAUUCUCAAUACUGAGUUGAGUGGAAACUCAAAACUCAUCCUCUUAGUUGAUCUAAAAAAGUGAGAAUGUUCAUGAUGGAGAGCUCAAAAAUUGAGAAUGUUCAUGAUGGUCAGUCCAUGUGCGUACAUUGUUAGUAUUUGUAUUGCGUUCUAGUUGGCAUUUUUGUACCGUUACUGUGAUAUUUGACAUUUAUUUGGAAUAUUUCAUGUCAUUUCUUGGAUAAUCAUGCUCUUCAUAGCACUACAAAUGUGAUUGUGUGCUUCACUGUCCUGUCAUGUUUUCAUGCAUUUAUGGUAGUCUAAAUCAUAGAUAUUUUUGUAAUAAACUACAGCAUACAA
Molecule: messenger RNA, 5126 nt
Organism: Dreissena polymorpha
Lineage: Eukaryota; Metazoa; Mollusca; Bivalvia; Myida; Dreissenidae
Product: chloride channel CLIC-like protein 1
Exons: 8
Coding region: 300-2078 (592 amino acids)
Cellular component (GO): endoplasmic reticulum; membrane
Molecular function (GO): chloride channel activity
Source: RefSeq, a predicted model, not a curated record